AUGAUUCGCUCAGGGCAGAGAUUCGUUCAUAUUCAAAUGAGGCCAAAUCUUUUUCAGAAGCAAAGAUAUUUUCUUGGUCAUCACUACAUGAAAACAUAUCCACAACUGAUGAUAUGUAAUAGUCUGCUGUCUCGAGAACUUCAUUGCUCACCACUGUCGUUGAAAAAGAAACGGCAGGCUAAAAUAACAGGAUUCGAUGAUGGAGAUGCUACUGGUAAUAGUGAUCCAACAAAAAGUUAUACUUCCGAUUUUAUUAUACAGCAUGGAACAAAUGAAAUGAAAACUAUGGAAGAUAUUUUUGUUGAAGAACUUACUAAAAGUCUUUCAUUAAAAGUUGAUUUGCGGACAUAUGAAGAUUUUGUUGUGAAAACAGAUGAUGGAAAGCAGUACAAAUUAAUUACGCUGGGAAGAAUUAAAUUAGUCUCACCAUUAUUGAUUUCCGUAGAUUUCGCAGAUAAUCCAGGAAUGAUUAAAUUUACACGUCUCGCCAUUGAAAAAUCAAAACUUAAUGUAACACCAAGACAAGAAGGUGCCGUAUUGUAUAUUUCCUUGCCUCGGAUAACACGUGAAAGACGUGAAAACUUGGCCAAUGUAGCUUCGAAAAAGUUGCUCAAUGAAUAUAGAAAGGCUUUAAAUGACGUUUAUUCAAAAUACGAUCGGGAGUUGCAGGAUCACAAUGAAUUUGCAAAAAUAAUGCAAGAACUUUUAAAGGUGAAAAAAUCCUUGGAGAAGAAAGCAGUGAUAAUGAUAGAAGAAAGGCGUUCUAAAUUGCUGACGGAAGUUAUCUAA
Thelazia callipaeda (thelaziosis nematode) is the source of this 789-nucleotide messenger RNA. The record is from the annotation of a GenBank genome assembly. NCBI's taxonomy places the organism in Eukaryota, Metazoa, Nematoda, Chromadorea, Rhabditida, Thelaziidae.